Molecule: messenger RNA, 2058 nt
Organism: Saccharomycodes ludwigii
Lineage: Eukaryota; Fungi; Ascomycota; Saccharomycetes; Saccharomycodales; Saccharomycodaceae
Gene: PPQ1
Product: protein-serine/threonine phosphatase
Exons: 1
Coding region: 1-2058 (685 amino acids)
Cellular component (GO): nucleus; cytoplasm
Molecular function (GO): protein serine/threonine phosphatase activity
Source: RefSeq, a predicted model, not a curated record
AUGGGGAACAGCCCGUCUAAGAAUAAUGUAUAUCCCGAUUCGAAUACGAUCUUAAUGAAUAAUUCUUCCAGCUCUACUAACGGUUCAGGAGCUGGUUCAGAUGAUGCUGCCAAUAAUGGUGGCGAACCAUCGGAUCCUGAUGAUAGUCGUUUAUCGACUAUUAUGAAAUAUAAUUCUACUAGCAAUAGGGAUAUUACAUAUCCCCUAACUGCAAUCAAGCAUAAUGACAACAACAACAACAACAACGACAACAACAACAACAACAACAACAACAGCAACGCUAAUACUGAACGGGGCGAGUACUAUUAUAAUAACACCAAUACUUGUAACAACAAUAUCUUUGAACUAGAAAUGGAUGUUGAGAUGGCUAAAGCAUUUUCCUCUUUUAAUCUAAAUCAGGAUAUUGACCGCAAUACCAGUAAUAACAGAACCAAUAGAAAAAAUAAACUUGCUAAAAAUAGUAACAGGGCUUAUCCUAUCGGUACUUCGAAACGUUUAACGAGUCCUUUGGACGAAGAUGGUAAUAAUAAUAAUAAUAAUAACAAUUUUGGUCUUUCUUCUGUAUCAUCAUCAGACUCCUCUUCUGUUUCUUCAUCCACAACUCUAUUAUCCAACUCGCUGAGAAGAUCUUCUGAGUCAAGUGCCUCAUCUUCCGACUCAUCAUCUACUUCCUCUGGUUCACCCAAUAACACUACUACUAACAGAUUUUUACCUCCUAUUUUAGAAGAGUUUUCUUCUGCCAGUGCAACCACUAUUACUGAAAACUUUAAUAAUAAAAACAACGACAAUGCACAUGCGAGUGAAGAUAACAACCCACAUGCCAUCAAUAAUAUCAUUGCACCAUCCGUUGAAACUUCUAAUAAACAUGUUACCAAGAAUACUAAAAAUAACUUUUCUAUUGCCUCCCUCGACAACACAAAUAAUCCAUCCAUUUUUAAAAAGGGUGAUUUUUUCAGACGCUCCUCAUUAAAGCCGUCUAUUACCAAAAGCACACCUUCUUCUAUCAGCAACAGUGGUAGCAGCAGCGGAAGUAGUAGCGUCUCUAACGGUGUAUCGAGCAGAAUGUCGCCCAAAAUAGUUUCGAAUCUAAGAUCAGAGAAACCGAUUAUUUUAUGGAAGAACGGGAGUAACAAUAAUCCCACAGACUCGCUUAACAUUGAUGAUUGUAUUGACAAGUUAUUGAAGAUCGGUGAAACAGGUAAUUCUAGAUCAAGGCAUUUUUCUUUUGAAAAUUGGGAAAUUCAGGCGAUCUGCUUAAGAGCUAGAGAAAUUUUUUUGAGUGAGCCAUCUUUGUUGAGAUUGCAAGCACCUAUUAAAGUUGUUGGUGACGUGCAUGGCCAAUUCAAUGAUUUGUUACGUAUUUUGAAAUUAAGUGGUGCUCCACACCAAUCUGGGUAUUUGUUUUUGGGUGAUUACGUUGAUCGUGGGAAACAAAGUUUGGAGACUAUUUUGCUACUUUUGUGCUUCAAAAUUAAAUACCCAAACACUUUUUACAUGUUGAGGGGUAACCACGAAUCCGCAAAUGUUACCAAGAUAUACGGGUUUUAUGAUGAAUGUAAAAGGAGGACAAGAAGUAGUAAGACUUGGAAAGUGUUUGUAGACUGCUUUAAUUCAUUGCCGUUUGCUGCAAUCAUUAACAACAAGAUUUUUUGUGUUCAUGGUGGGAUUUCACCACAGUUGGAGAGUUUAAAACAAAUUAGUAAAAUCCAAAGACCAACAGAUAUUCCUGAUGACGGACUAUUAACCGAUUUGUUAUGGAGUGACCCUGAUCCAAAAGUCAAUGAUUGGAAGCUAAACGAUGAUAGAGGCGUUUCUUAUGUUUUUGGCAAAAAGAAUGUUUAUGACUUUGUGUCUAAAUUUGAUUUUGAUCUAAUUAUUCGAGGUCAUAUGGUUGUUGAAGAUGGGUAUGAGUUUUUUGCCAGAAAGAAAUUUGUUACUGUUUUUAGUGCUCCCAAUUAUUGUGGUGAAUUUAAUAAUUGGGGUGCCGUAAUGAGUGUCACUAGUGGCUUGAUAUGUAGUUUUGAAUUGUUAAAACCAAGAUUUACCAAGAAGAAAUGA